AUGUCCACGUCCGCGGACCCUCCUGUCGGCGGCGGACCCCCGCUCCACCGCGCCCGUGCUUUGUCGCCGCGGCCAAUUUUGACCGUCGUCGUCGUCGGCGACCGUCUCAACCCACGCGUCCGUCUCCGCUUUUACAAAAAGACGAGACGGAUCAGUGACCUGACAGAACCAGAGGGAGACGACGACGAGGAGGACGACAAGGAGGGCAGGACUAUUCGAAAGGGUUCGCCGCCGACAAGGUCCGCCGCGACAGCCCAGCCACGUACGGACACAGCAGUGCGGGAUACGACAUCCACCGCGGCAGGGUCCGCUGCUGGAAGGCACGUGGGUCAAGACGCAGGCCCACGGAUCACACAGGCUUAUUGCGUAGAGGGCAUUCGGAGGCUUAUGGGAGAAGAAGCGGCGGGGAAGCAGACGGUCCCCGAAUGCACGGAGGAGUGGCAGACUGUCCGGGACAGGGUGGCUGCUCUUCUUGACCAGGCGUCAUCCAGGAGGGUCGGAGAGGUGAUCCGCUCGAAGAAGAAGAGCAGCGGCUAUUCUUUAAGCGAUCGACUGAGGGGUGCUGGUCUUGGCACCCACUCAUCUCGAGCUCUCGCAGGAGCAGCUCUCAAACGUGCGGUGGUCGCGGAAGAAGAGGCCAGUCCUAGAUGCGGCAGCCGCUACCAGAAUUCGCUUCGAACUUCCCGCUCUCGUCGCCGCGCCGAACCUCGUCGGCGCCGACCACACGACGCCGCGCCGGACCCUGCCGCCGCCGCUGCUGCCGCCGCCGCCGUCAUAAUUGGCGGCGGCGGCGGCCAUCUCGAACCUCUCGUCGAUUCCUACUUGACAGGUCAUGGGCCCGUCUACGGACAUGACUUGAGCGCGGUGCUACAACACUCCCAUCGCCAUCCGUGCCAGUACCGGCUAUUCAACUCGAUCACCACGGCUAUGUGUCCUCUAGUGGUCUCAUUCGGGGUGAUCUAG
Molecule: messenger RNA, 963 nt
Organism: Moesziomyces aphidis
Lineage: Eukaryota; Fungi; Basidiomycota; Ustilaginomycetes; Ustilaginales; Ustilaginaceae
Source: the annotation of a GenBank genome assembly